Messenger RNA from Trichomonas vaginalis G3, 939 nucleotides. RefSeq names its product positive regulation of nuclear receptor transcription coactivator protein. The record is from RefSeq and is a predicted model, not a curated record. Bases 1 to 939 code for a protein of 312 amino acids. Gene Ontology annotation, biological process: mRNA catabolic process; negative regulation of translation. The transcript has a single exon. NCBI's taxonomy places the organism in Eukaryota, Parabasalia, Trichomonadida, Trichomonadidae. Gene Ontology annotation, cellular component: P-body; CCR4-NOT complex; CCR4-NOT core complex.
AUGAAUUUCUCGCCGUACGGGAAUGCAUCUCCAUACGCCGCUCAAGGCAGUAUGAUGACAAACACGAAUGUCGCAAUUCAGCAUCGUAAUAAUGAAAAGAUGCUUCAACUCGUCAGAAGAUUAACGUUAUCUCCAAAAGAAAGAGCGGAAGCGCUUCAUAUUUUAAGUGUGCAACGCGAACAAAUACCUGGUUUAGCGCCAUAUCUAUGGUAUUCACCAGCAACUAUCACUGCUUUAUUAUCAGAAAUAAUUUCAAUUUAUCCUUAUCUUGCUACUAACAAUUUAAACAUUCCUCUUUCAAACAGGGUAUGCAAUGUUUUGACCCUGUUCCAAUGCGUUGCAGGGCAUGAUGAAACAAGAACUCCUUUCGUUAGAGCAAAUAUUCCAAUUUAUCUCUUCCCAUUCCUUCAUCAAACAUCUCAGUCCAGAGAAGCCGAAUACUUCAAAUUAACAUCUCUCGGUAUCAUUGGAAGCCUUGUUAAGGCAGAACAACCGGAUAUAAUUGAAUAUUUGCUUAAAGCAGAUUUUGUUCCACUUUGCUUGAGGAUUCUCCAGUUCAGUCAGGAAAUCUCACGAACUGUCGCUGCAUUUAUCAUCCAGAAGAUUUUAUCUGAUGCUGGAGGCAAAAAUUACAUCUGUUCUACAAGAGAACACAUCGAAACAGUUCUAAAGGUCUUGAAUCGCGUUGUUUGCGACUUGACACGCGAUUUUUCAAGCCGUUUGGCGAAACAUGUGAUCGGAUCUUACCAAAUCCUCUUUGAAAUCAAAGAAGUAAGGAAUCUCAUCGCGUCCCUUCUCCCUGCUGAACUUAAGGACGCAAAAUUCUCUCCAAAUACUGAUGAACAGUUCAAGAAUUUAGUUACUACUUUGCAGAACAUGACUACAUCGGCCAAGGCUGGUGUACAACCAUUAGUUUUCUCAAUCAAUAAGAAAGAUUGA